UUGACCCAUGGACGCAACCUUCACUCCUAAGUAAAGUGAUCUGAUGAUAUUCUCAUCAGAGAAACACAGAGGAAAAAAGAAGAAAGAAAUGGGUCGCUUCAUUAUUCUCACCCUUUUCCUUCUAGCAAAAUUUUCAGCUUUUCAGGCACACGCAGGAAACGAAGUUCGUGAUCCGAUCCUCAAACCCUCGUCGCCAUUUUCGUUGGCUCUUGAAACCCUGCAGAAACAAAUCGGCUAUACUUUUCAGAGCAUUGGUCUUCUUCGCCGGGCAAUGACUCACUCCUCAUUCUCCGAAGAAAACAACAAAGCAUUAAGCAUUCUGGGUGCCAGCACUAUUGAAACUUCGGUUUCUCUCCAAUAUCUAAAGAAAGACAUUGAAGCUUCUGCAAAAGAUUUGAACCGCCGCAUUUCAGAGAUUUCCCAAGUGGAAUCCUCUUGUGCUGUUGAUGCAAUGCGGUUGGGGUUGCAGAAGGUGAUCAGAGUUUCCCCCAAGACCAAUGCUUCAACCCCUGCAGUGGUUUGUGGUGCUUUUAGAGCAAUCUUUGGUGCCAUCGCAAUGGAUACCGGGAAAUCGGAUGAUGCAGGAAAGGUUUUCUGGAGUGUCCAUGGUAGUGAGGUUGGAGGAGCUGCUGCACUGUAAGUCAGUAGUUUAGUUUAUCUAGCAUUAGAUGACCUGUGCUUUAGACUCACUUCUAGCUGCAGGAACUGUCUGUUUAUUGCUUAUGUUAUUCUAUAGUAAAUACCUCUAUAUAUUGCCUAUGGUUAUUCUAAAACAAACCGAUCCUUGGGAACAUGUCUCUGUGAGACUGCAUCAAGUCUUUGUAGUGCUAUGUUUGGGGAAUAUUGUAAUGGAAGUCUGUUGAUUUGGUUUGUA
Molecule: messenger RNA, 874 nt
Organism: Vitis vinifera (wine grape)
Lineage: Eukaryota; Viridiplantae; Streptophyta; Magnoliopsida; Vitales; Vitaceae
Gene: NFD2
Product: nuclear fusion defective 2 protein / ribonuclease III
Exons: 3
Coding region: 44-640 (198 amino acids)
Biological process (GO): rRNA processing; regulation of gene expression
Cellular component (GO): nucleus
Molecular function (GO): double-stranded RNA binding; ribonuclease III activity
Source: RefSeq, a predicted model, not a curated record